Lolium rigidum is the source of this 2740-nucleotide messenger RNA. RefSeq names its product CSC1-like protein At1g10090. Gene Ontology annotation, cellular component: plasma membrane. The coding region runs from base 300 to 2444 and encodes 714 amino acids. Gene Ontology annotation, molecular function: calcium-activated cation channel activity. The transcript is spliced from 11 exons. The record is from RefSeq and is a predicted model, not a curated record. Lineage: Eukaryota; Viridiplantae; Streptophyta; Magnoliopsida; Poales; Poaceae.
CAUCUAGAGCGCCAACGCUGCUGAGUCGACAUAGUAGCUCUGCCUGCCUGCGCUCUCUGCUCCGGAGAGACAAAUCAACUCCUCUGAGCUGUCAGAGAAACAACUCCUCCGAGCUGUCUUGGUACCAACCAAUCUCCGGCUACCUUGGUCACCUCCUCCCAGCCGUUGCCGAGCUUCGUAGAGGUCUGCUCCCCGGCAAUUGGAGGUGCUGAGGGCAUCAAGGAUUCGAGCGUGAUGCUUCUGUGCGUGCCAAGAUGACAUGUGCCCUGCUGCUGUCCUGAUAGGAAGGAUAGGAAGCCAUGAAGAUCAGCGCGCUCCUGACCUCUGCGGGCAUCAACAUUGGUCUCUGCGUGCUCUUUUGGUCGCUCUAUUCCGUUCUGAGGAAGCAGCCAACAUUUGUCAGGGUCUAUUUCGGCCGGAGAAUCGCCGAGGAGCGUAGGCUGCUCCGAGAGGCCUUUAUUUUGGAGAGGUUUGUUCCCUCCCCUAGCUGGAUCGUGCAGGCCGUCAAGUGUACCGAGGAAGAGAUCUUGGCAGCUGCUGGACUGGAUGCUGUUGCUUUCAAUAGAAUGCUUGUAUUCAGCAUACGCAUCUUUUCCCUAGCUGCCAUUCUUUGUCUCUUUGGAAUUCUUCCACUGCAUUAUUUCAGACGGAAUAUGCAUCAUCUUGAGAUACCUUCAGAACAGUUGCAUAUCUUCACAGUUAGUAAUGUGGAAGUGAAAUCAAGAUGGCUUUGGGUUCAUUGUGUAGUUCUCUACAUAAUAUCUGGAGUAGCUUGCAUUCUCCUAUACCUUGAGUAUAGGCACAUUGCUAGGCUGAGGCUCCUUCACCUUAAAUGUGCAACACCCAAUCCAGGCCAAUUUACUGUGCUUGUUCGUGGAAUACCAAAGACAACUAAAGAAUCGUGUAGUAAUGAUAUCGGUGAUUUCUUCACCAAGUAUCAUACAUCAAGUUACCUAUUCCAUAAAGUUGUUUACAAGGCUGGUAAAGUUCACAAGAUAAUGACUGGUGCCAAGAAGGCAUGUGGAAAGUUGGACCCUUCCACAGACACAACUCUAGAUCAGAGCUGCAAAGCGAUUACAUACCGGUGUUGUCUUUGUGGAGCCUCUUCGAAUUCUUUGCAGUUGUUACCCAACAACGAAGUUGUACAGAACAUAUAUAACGAGGAAUGUGCAGCUGCUGUUGUAUUUUUCAAAACUCGGUAUGGAGCACUAGUUGCAUCGGAUCUACUUCAGACAUCAAACCCUAUGGAGUGGGUUACUGAUCUAGCUCCAGAACCAAAUGAUAUGUAUUGGUCAAACAUUUGGCUUCCUUAUAAGCAGCUUUGGAUUCGGCGUAUAGCUAUGCUUCUAGGAUCUAUUGUUUUUAUGAUCUUAUUUGUGCUACCAGUGACCUUUAUACAAGGUCUAUCUCAGCUUGAUCAGUUGCAUCAGAAGCUUCCUUUCCUUAAUGGGGUGUUGAAGAAGCCAUACAUGUUCCAGCUAGUAACUGGAUACCUUCCCAGUGUCAUCCUGCUAAUAUUUCUGUACACCGUUCCCCCAAUAAUGAUGUUAUUUUCUACAUUGGAAGGGCCUAUUUCUCAUAGUGAAAGGAAGAAGAGUGCUUGCCGUAAAAUGCUGUACUUCUUGAUUUGGAAUGUUUUCUUUGUUAGUUUAGCAUCUGGUACUGUCAUAAACCAAUUGAAUUCUUCUUCAACCACGAAGGACAUCGCUGCCCGGCUCGCUAGUGUUAUACCUGGACAGACUACGUUCUUCAUCACCUAUGUUCUGACUUCAGGAUGGGCCAGUUUAUCAUCUGAACUUAUGCAACUCUUUGGUCUGAUAUGGAACUUUAUAAGGAAGUAUAUUCUGAGAAUGAAAGAAGAUACAACAUUCGUCCCCACGUUUCCGUAUCACACAGAAGUACCAAAAGUUAUGUUAUUUAUUCUAUUGGGCUUCUCAUGCUCUGUUCUGGCACCCUUGAUCUUACCUUUUCUGCUGGUGUACUUCUUCCUGGGUUAUGUUGUAUACCGCAAUCAGCUGCUCAAUGUUUACCGCAUGAGAUAUGACACUAGCGGUUUGUAUUGGCCAAUUGCACACAACACGGUGAUCUUCUCUCUCGUGCUCACCCAGAUCAUCUGCCUCGGUGUAUUUGGCCUCAAAAGAUCGCCAGUAGCUGCAGGCUUCACCAUACCUCUUAUCUUCUUUAUUCUUGUGUUCAAUCAGUAUUGUAGAACCCAAUUUCUUCCCCUGUUCAAAACGUUUCCAGCAAAGGAUUUAAUCGACAUGGACAGGGAAGACGAAAGGUCAGGAAGAAUGGAACAUAUUCACCACGGACUCCGUUCCGCGUAUCGCCAGUUCCCUGGCACUGAAGAUAUAAAGCUGGAGAAAAUCCUGACCGUCUGGAAUGACGAGGACCAAGACGAAGGUCAUAGCUCGAGUGAGCCCAGUGAAGAAGAAACUUGCUAGGACAAAGAGCCCAGAAGGGAUCUGUUUCACCCAACGCUGAAAGGAUCCCCUGUUAGCCGUCUGCAGAAUUCGGUGACAUCCAUCGCUUUCCUCUGGACUGCAGAAAGAGGCCUGUCGGUAGCGCAUUAGCGCGUCGAUUAACUAACCACUAACCUGUUCAAGCCGCUCUGUAAAUGUACAUCAGCAUAGGUCAUACAUAUAUAGUACAGCAUGCAUUAGGAAAUAUAGGUUAAGAUAAUAAUCCAAGCGAAGCAUCAUCAUGAGCGUCAUGUUAUCACAUUAUUUAUUCUUUUGUA